Messenger RNA from Varroa destructor (honeybee mite), 1933 nucleotides. RefSeq names its product heat shock 70 kDa protein cognate 4-like. The record is from RefSeq and is a predicted model, not a curated record. NCBI's taxonomy places the organism in Eukaryota, Metazoa, Arthropoda, Arachnida, Mesostigmata, Varroidae. Gene Ontology annotation, molecular function: ATP-dependent protein folding chaperone; ATP binding.
AUGCACGAAACAGUCAAGCCAUCGCGAGCUCCAUCAAUAGGAAUCGAUUUCGGUACGGCGUACUCUUGUGUCGCGGUAUUUCGCCAUGGGAAAGCUGAAAUCAUCCCUAACGAUCGCGGAAACCUUAUGACACCAUCGUGCGUCGCGUUCACCGAGAAGGAACGCCUUAUCGGUGAAGCAGCCUUGGAGCAAGCGGUCGAUAACCCAGAUAAUACGAUUUUUAAUGUGAAGAGACUAAUAGGCCGACGUUUUGAAGAUGAGGUAGUGCAAAACUACAGAAAGCAUUGGCCCUUGACCGUUGUUCUUGAAGAUAGACGACUAAAAAUCCAGGUUAUAUAUAAGGGUAAGGUGAGAACUUUUUUCCCAGAAGAAGUCUCUUCGAUGAUCCUUGCUAAAUUGAAGGUAACAGCAGAGGCAUAUCUGGGAUGUAGGAUUUUCAAUGCAGUCAUUUCUGUGCCUGCAAACUUUAACGACGCUCAGAGACAGGCUACCAAGGAUGCUGCAAUAAUUGCUGGCCUCAGUGUGUUACGAAUUAUAAAUGAACCCACUGCAGCUGCUAUCACCUAUGCGCUCAGUCCACCGUCUACAGUGGGGCGUCAUAUACUUGUUUAUGAUUUCGGUGCUGGUACGUUCGAUGCAUCUGUAUUAAGUAUUAAAGGCAAAGAUCUCAAAGUUUUAGCGACCUCGGGAAACACUCACCUCGGUGGGGAGGAUAUUGACAAUCGAAUGGUAGACCAAUUCGUAGCUGAAUUUCAUCGUAGGCACAAAAUAGACCCAUCGUCAGACAUGCGAGCCCUUCGGCGUUUGCGAACGGCUUGGGAACUUGCUAAGAUAAUGCUAUCACCAUCGGACGAAACCUCUAGCGACAUCGCUCAUCCGGAGGAGCUCUCAUCGACGAGCGAAACCUUAAUUCAGAUCGACUCUUUAUUUGGUGGCAUUGAUUUUUUCACCAGUAUUACCCAAGCUCGUUUCAAUGAGUCAUGUAGCGAACUAUUUGAGCUGACCAUUACGCACGUCGAGAACGCUUUGCGUGAUGCAAAUCUUUCUAAAAUGGCUAUCGAGGACAUCAUCUUGGUAGGCGGUUCCUCUCGAAUUCUGCGAGUACAGCAAUAUCUGAAAGAUUUAUUUUAUGGAAAAGAGCUCAGCCAGUUCAGCCAAAUGGGUGAGGCUGUGGCCCGAGGGGCAGCUGCUCAGGCCGCAGUAAUGACCGGUGACGCCGCAGAAACACUUCAGGGUUUAGCGUUUUUUGACGUGACACCUCAUUCGCUUGGUAUAGAGGCUACAGACGGGAGUAUGGAAACGCUCAUCACGCGUAACACAACAAUACCGGCGUGGCAACAGGACACGAUUGGCAGCUCACGCAAAGGCAAGAAGGUCAUCCCAAUUGAGAUCUACGAAGGCGAACGAUCCAUAGCCAAAGAAAAUAACCUUCUUGGCACGUUCGAAUUCAAUUUUUCGCCCACACCCAAUAGUAGCUCGUGUGCUUUUGAAAUUCUCUACGACGUCGAUGCUAACGGAAUUCUCACAUUGUCACAGGGUAAGAGGCUUGUACCAACCAAAGAAACAGUCGGCUUUGAGAGCACAAAUGGUCAGGGAGGCCUGACAAUCACAACUAGUAAGGACAGACUUUCCAAUGAAGAAAUAGCACGUAUCAUUCAACAGAAUAAGGACGAAGAAAAUAAGGACACAUAAUGGAUCUCUACGAAUACUAUUAUGGAGCCUUGACCCUUGUUUGGGGCUGUGUGUAAUAAAAAGGAACAUUUGACGACUUUGCGGUUAGACAUCAAAUGCGAGUACAUAUAGUAUAUGUAUGGCAAAACAUGUGCUAGGAAGAUUUAAUAACGACAGCCUAUUUUUUAGGUUCAAGGGAUUAAAAAAUUCAGCUAACCGAAGAUACAGCAAUGCAAAUCAUUGAGAAAAAUCUACUUUAUUA